AUGAUUUCGCAAGUCGAUGCGUACACGAGGCCACUGCGAGCGAGAGUAUAUCGGGCAAAGAGAAUACGACACAAGAGUGAGGGUCACGUGACCGAGACCGUCUGUGCUCGUGAGACUACCACCGACGAUGAUGAGAAGCAGACGACACUUCUGGCGCCUUGGGCCUGUAUGGCAGAGCCAUCACAAUUCACCGGAACCAUACCGAAACAAAAUAUCAAAAAGAAAGUGCAGUUCGAACCCCACCCAUUCGAAAAUAGCCCAAGAAAAAAGGAGCGAAUGAUACUGCAGAAAAAGAGAGACGAAGAACGACGAGCAUUAUUGCAGAAAUUCCCUAACAUCGAAGCAGAGCGUACUCUCUUCAUCCAACCACAAGUGAUACCUCGAGCACCAAAACCGAAACAGACGUACAGCGACGAAGAUUUCAUCUUCCCAACACCAAACGACGACAGCAAAGACCCCAACACCGAUCCCAUUUUUCCAACCUACCCCACCUACACAAAAAUCACCCUCACCCACUAA
Trichogramma pretiosum is the source of this 519-nucleotide messenger RNA. Its product is annotated as ribosome production factor 1-like. The record is from RefSeq and is a predicted model, not a curated record. The coding region runs from base 1 to 519 and encodes 172 amino acids. NCBI's taxonomy places the organism in Eukaryota, Metazoa, Arthropoda, Insecta, Hymenoptera, Trichogrammatidae. The transcript is spliced from 2 exons.